CACCAUCUACCCGGCCAGCGAACGCAGAAGGAGCCCCUAAUUAGUUUAUAAGCCUCCAGCUUCCCGAGGCGGGCAAAGGAUUAGGCGAAUCCAGCUGUUAAUGUCGAGGAUUCGCGGAAUCCUUCCUGUCAUUCGCUUCAAAGUAUUAGGAGACUUUUUGGACCACUCCCCGGUGCCUAUGGAGACCGUGUGAAAGGGGAUGACCCUACUGCUGGGGGCGGCGGGGAAAGGACAAGGGCGAGGUGGUACUGGAAAACCUCCAGCCUGGUGGACAGACUCACCGGCUUUCUCGGGAUCUGUCCCGCAGUUUUCCGAAGGAAGAAAGGCCAGAUUAGCAAGACAUCUACAAAAAGAGGCCCAAGCUCAACACAAUAAUUCUGAAUUCACAGAAGAACAAAAGAAAACCAUAGGCAAAAUUGCAACAUGCUUGGAAUUACGAAGUUCAGCUUUACAGUCCACACAGUCCCAAGACGAAUUUAAGCUGGAGGACCUGAAGAAGCUAGAACCAAUCUUGAAGAAUAUUCUUACCUAUAAUAAAGAAUUUCCAUUUGAUGUUCAGCCUGUCCCCUUAAGAAAAAUUUUCGCACCUGGUGAAGAGGAGAAUUUGGAAUUUGAAGAAGAUGAAGAAGAGGGUGGUGCUGGAGCAGGGUCUCCUGAUUCCUUUCCUGCUAGAGUUCCGGGUACUUUGUUACCCAGGUUGCCAUCAGAACCAGGAAUGACGUUGCUCACUCUCAGAAUUGAGAAAAUCGGUCUGAAGGAUGCUGGGCAGUGCAUCGACCCCUACAUCACAGUUAGUGUGAAGGAUCUGAAUGGCAUAGAUCUCACUCCUGUGCAAGAUACUCCUGUGGCUUCGAGAAAAGAAGAUACAUAUGUGCAUUUUAACGUGGACAUCGAGCUUCAGAAACAUGUUGAAAAGUUAACCAAAGGUGCAGCUAUUUUCUUUGAAUUCAAGCACUACAAGCCUAAAAAGAGGUUUACCAGCACCAAGUGUUUUGCUUUCAUGGAGAUGGAUGAAAUCAAACCUGGGCCCAUCGUGAUAGAACUAUACAAGAAACCCACUGAUUUUAAAAGAAAGAAAUUGCAAUUAUUGACCAAGAAACCACUUUAUCUUCAUCUACAUCAAACUUUGCACAAGGAAUGACCCUGACACAGAUAACCUGGAAUGGCUGUGACCCCAGCCGCCGUGUGGAGACCAUCAAAGCUGUAUGCAUAUUCACCCUUCAGCAGGCAGGAAGCAAGCCCCACCAUGCCAGCAGGCCAGAGUGAGUCCGCUGCAAAGCUGCAGCGCAGACUUCCACGACCAGCACAUCACUGACUUGUCAGCCUCCUUUGGAUGCAGGCUUCUCGUAGAUAUGGAAACAUUUUCACUUUUCUAUUAAUUGUGCAAUUAAUAGUCUCUUACCUGACUCACCACUACUCCUGCCCUGCAUCCCAGAGCAACACUCUUGUGGGUAGGAUAUGCUCAUCUCCAGACUGACUUCAGCAAUAAGAAUGUG
Molecule: messenger RNA, 1496 nt
Organism: Talpa occidentalis (Iberian mole)
Lineage: Eukaryota; Metazoa; Chordata; Mammalia; Eulipotyphla; Talpidae
Gene: AIDA
Product: axin interactor, dorsalization associated
Exons: 10
Coding region: 200-1141 (313 amino acids)
Biological process (GO): determination of ventral identity
Cellular component (GO): membrane
Molecular function (GO): phosphatidylinositol binding
Source: RefSeq, a predicted model, not a curated record